AUGCGCCAAGAAGAAGCCCCCGCCGCCGCCGAAGACGACCACCGUCAAGAAAGCGGUCGUUUUUGGGCAAAGCAAAAUGGCUCCUGCCCCGGCCCACCGCCCGAGAAGAAGGAGGAAGAGAAAAAGGAGGAGGAGAAAAAGGAGGAAGAGAAGAAAGAAGAGGAGAAGAAGGAGGAGAAAAAAGGAGGGAGGAGAAGAAAGAGGAGGAGAAGAAGGAGCCUGAGAAGAAGGAGGCUGAGAAGAAGGAGGGAGAAGAAGGCCGACGCCGAGCCCGAGAAGAAGGAGGAGGAGCAGAAGCCGCCCGAGGCACCUCCCAAAGACAACCCGAAUAUGGUGGAGAAUCCGGUGGUGUCCUUCGUCACCGACAGUUUCCCCACGGAUCCGAAUGCGGAAGCCGAGAAGGAGCAAAAGGAGGCCGAGGAGAAGGCCAAGGAGGAAGAGGAGAAGAAGAAGAAAGCCGCCGACAAGAAGGAGGGCGGCGACGACAGCAAGAAGGAAGAGAAAAAGGCAGAAGAGCCGCCAAAGAAGGAGGAAAAGGAACCCGACAAGAAUUCAGAAAAGGGAAAGUCCCCGGGAGGAAAGUCGAAACGCGAGACGGCGUCCAGUAAGGAGAAGGACAAGAAGAAGGAGGAGAGCCAGCGGAAGAGCGCCAAGAAGUCCAAGGCUGAAGGAACAUCCAAAAAGGAAGGCGACAAGCCGAAAAGCAAGAAAAAGCGUCAAGAAGUGAGCCAGCCGCCAAGCCAAGCCAAGCCAAAUGAAGCCGCCCGCCCGCCCGCCCGCCAACCUGCUCUCCGAUGU
Mesorhabditis spiculigera is the source of this 798-nucleotide messenger RNA. The record is from the annotation of a GenBank genome assembly. NCBI's taxonomy places the organism in Eukaryota, Metazoa, Nematoda, Chromadorea, Rhabditida, Rhabditidae.